CCAAACACCCCUCUCUCUCUCCCUCCCUCCCUCCCUCCCAUAGUAACGGAAUUUUGUUGGAUUUUGACAUUGGUCUGUGAAAAUUAUUAGUUUCAUUGAGGAUUCUUGAAUUUUUUGCGUCUUCCAAGGCAUUUUUCGGGUUAUUCUCAAUAAAGGGGGAUCUGGGUGUUUUGGAUGUUGGAUUUUAUAUGCAUUUAUGUGCAAAUCUGUGUCUGAGCUCCCAUACUAGGAGUUGAAACAAUGGUGGCAGGAAACGGGCUUUUUUACCCAAUUCUUGGUUUUGCAUCAUGUGUGGCCUUCAUGUAUAUGUCUUUUGGGGACUUUUUGCUCAAUUAUCAUCAAGAACCAAAGUUUGAUUUUGUUGAGAGGAAUGGGACUCAGUUCAUGUUGGAUGGAAGGGCCUUUUACGUUAAUGGGUGGAACUCUUACUGGUUAAUGGACCGUGCCGUGGAAGAUUAUAGUAGACCAAGAAUCCGGGCGAUGUUGCAAGCCGGUGCAAAAAUGGGUCUCACCGUGUGCAGAACUUGGGCAUUCAACGACGGUGCUUACAAUGCCCUCCAGAUUUCCCCUGGUCGGUUCAAUGAGCAAGUUUUCCAGGCACUAGAUCAUGUCAUUGCAGAAGCCAGGCAACAUGGAAUAAGGUUGCUUCUUAGCUUAGUAAAUAACUUGCAAGCAUAUGGAGGGAAAACACAAUAUGUCAAGUGGGCAUGGGAAGAAGGCAUAGGUUUAAGCGCCUCCAAUGAUUCCUUCUUUUUUGAUCCAUCCAUCCGCAACUACUUCAAAAAUUACAUCAAGACUAUCCUGACAAGGAGAAACUCCAUUACUGGGAUCGAGUAUAGAAAUGAUCCCACCAUCUUUGCCUGGGAAUUGAUAAAUGAACCCCGUUGCAUGACUGAUACUUCAGGUGAUACUCUCCAAGAUUGGAUAGAAGAAAUGUCAACUUUUGUGAAAUCAAUUGACAAGAACCAUUUACUGACUGUUGGCUUGGAAGGAUUUUAUGGUCCUGAAACCCCCAAAAGCUUGACCAUGAACCCAGAAGAGUGGGCGUCCAGGCUUGGGUCUGAUUUUAUUCGCAACUCAAAGAUCUCUUACAUUGAUUUUGCCUCCGUUCACAUCUACCCAGACCAUUGGUUUCACGGGCAAGAAUUUGAAGACAAUCUCAAAUAUGUGUCCAAGUGGAUGCUUUCACACAUUGAGGAUGGAGACAAAGAACUGAAGAAACCUGUCAUGUUCACUGAAUUUGGGUUGUCAAACCUGAACAAGGACUUCCAAUUAUCUCAGCGAGAUAGGUUUUACAAAACUGUUCUGGAUAUCAUCUAUAAAUCUGCAAAGAGAAAUCGGUCGGGGGCAGGUGCUUUGGCCUGGCAGUUCUUUGUUGGUGGAAUGGAAGAGUACUAUGAUGAUUUUGCUAUUGUUCCAUGGGCGAGGCCGUCAACAUAUAGGCUGAUAACAGAACAAUCAUGCAGGUUGGCAAGAAUCCAGGGACCGAGUCAAUUAAAGGGAAAUUUAAGAGAACUGUGCUUAGAGAAAGAAUAGAAUUACCAUUUGCUCGUAAGAAAAUUCGAUUUUUUUGUGGGGAAAUGUGGGUUCUCAUUUAUUGUUUAGUUGAUGCCAUAAAAGGAGAGCAGGUAACUGUUUUAUACGGCUAUACCUGUUUCUUCUCAUGUCCAUACACAUAAUAUACUUACAGGAUAGUGUUCUUGAAGCAGAGUUUACAGGAAGUAUUGUAAUAUUUAGUUAA
This is a messenger RNA of Carya illinoinensis, 1741 nucleotides long. Its product is annotated as mannan endo-1,4-beta-mannosidase 2-like. The record is from RefSeq and is a predicted model, not a curated record. Bases 241 to 1536 code for a protein of 431 amino acids. NCBI's taxonomy places the organism in Eukaryota, Viridiplantae, Streptophyta, Magnoliopsida, Fagales, Juglandaceae. The transcript is spliced from 6 exons. Gene Ontology annotation, molecular function: hydrolase activity, hydrolyzing O-glycosyl compounds.